AAUGAUUAUUUAUAUAAAUCAAAAGUAAUUACCUUAGUUUUAGCGGUUUUUGGCCUACAUAUUGUUGCAAUUAUUGCCACUAGACGUCGAUGCAUGCUACUCCGCAGCCUCGGCAGAUGUCGUUGUAGCGCAUACCCAUUUUGGAAGCAUGUUCGCCAAAUGGUCAGCGUCCUAUUGUGGUAGCUGAUACUCUGUAGAUACUUUUUCUUGACCUAUUUAAUAAGUCGAUGGUUCUUUUCCUGUCAUAUGUUGGCCAUAAUUGUUUAGUUAUGACGCAUUUUGUAAUGUUUUUCCACCUGUUAUUUGCAACUUGUUGAAAUUGUCUAUUGAUCUCUCCUUUGAUCGAUGCUAGCGGGGUUGGUAUUAGCUCCGCCUCGGAUUCGUUAAGGAAAGCUCCUGCCUUUGCCAACUCGUCUGCUUUUUCGUUACCGAAAAUGUUCCUGAGACCGGGAACUCAGAUCCAGUCUAGUUGGAGCUUGUCUUUUGUUGAGCUUAGUGCUCUCUUACAGUUGUGAACUAUACUGGAAUUUGUCAUGGGUGAAGACAAGGCCAGAAGCGCCGCCUGGCUAUCCGUAAAUAUAGUUGAUUUAUGUAUAUUCUCGUGAUUUUCUAAUAGAACUUCGCAGGCUUUUUCUAUGCCUAGUACUUCUGCUUGGAAGAUGCUAGCCGAGUUCGGUAGACGUAUAGAGAGAGAUAUGCCCAGAUCAGCGGAGAAUACCCCCGUGCCUACUCCGCAGUCCAUUUUGGAUCCGUCGGUAUAGACUGAUGGUAUCCUCCUCUCCUAUUAAACCUCUUCUCCAUUCUCGUCUAGAUGGCAUCCUCACCUGGAAGUGUCUAUUGAAAUCCAGCUUUGGGAGAAUGUACUCUGAUUUAUUAAUGGUGAGCUUGUUUAGGAUUACACUAUGUCCGUAGUUCUGCUGAUUCCAACCACCCAAUUCUUUUAUUCUAAUCGCCGCAAUAGCUGAUGUUUUGUGAAUAAAAAUGUCCAUGGGUAAUUGAUACAGGACCACAUUGAGCGCAUCAGUCGUAUUGCACCAGUAACACCCGCACAUGCUGCUCUUUGAAUUCCAUUUAAUUUUCUAAUGUUGUAUUGUUUGUUCAGUGCUGGCCACGAUACCAGAGCUCCAUAUGUAAGUAUAGGUCUUAUAACAGCCGUAUACAUCCACAUGAUUAUACUUGGUGUGAGGCCCCAAUUCUUGCUGGCCAUUCUCUUACAAGUAUAGUAGGCCAUAUAUGCUUUAUUUAUUCUUUUUUCUAUAUUUAUUUUCCACGACAGUUUGAUGUCAAUCUCCACUCCCAAGUAUUUAGCUGGGGAUCAAGUGAGUGUUGUACCGUUUAGUACCGGAAGUUGAAACUGAGGUAUUUUGGUUCUGCUUGUGAAUAGCAUCAGUUCUGUUUUGUUCUCCUAGUCCAUUGUUCUUAGCCCAUAGGUUUAACCUUCAACAACUCUAUAUAGUCUGCAUAUGCUACUGUUUUCACUCCUCCACCAUUUAGUUGGAGUAGUAUUUCGUUCAGCCCUACAACCCAUAGAAGCGGAGAGAGGACCCCUCCUUGAGGCGUCCCUCUACUCACAUAACUUGUUUGUAUUGCAGCGCCGUUUAAAGCUAUAAUCUUCCUAUUCUCAAGCAUCGAUAGUAUCCAUCUGCACACAAUGUCAUCUAUGCCAUCAUGUGCCAGAUAAUUAAUUAUAGCAUUAACUUCUAUGUUAUUGAAGGCGCCCUCUAUGUCUAGAAAAGCCGCCAUGGUGUAUUGUUUGUGUUGUAGUGAUUUUUCAAUUACACUUAUCAUCUCGUGAAGGGCAGUUUCGGUUGAUCGGCCCUUUAUGUACGCAUGUUGGGACUUCGAUAACUUUUCCGCCAUUAUUGUUCUUACAUGUAAAUCUAUUAGCCUUUCUAGUACCUUCAGCAUAAAGGAGGUAAGGCUUAUAGGUCUAAAACCCUUGACAUUCUCGUGAGUUCUUCUACUUGGUUUUGAAAGAAACCCAACUAUACCUCUUUUCCAACUUCUUGGGAUGUAAGUAGUUGAAUGCUAGGUUUGUAUAUAUUUCCAAGACCCUCGUUGAAGGUGUUUGCUGACUCCCGGGGAAGUGCGCUGUAAUUAUUACCUCCAGAGACUCUUUUGCCGAGGAGGUCCAAUCACUUCCCUCCGCCCUAAUGUAGGCAGUAUUAAUACGAUCUUUGGAUAGCAUAUUGCUCAGCCUAGCAGUUUCUCUGCAACUUUCUAUCGAUGUGCAGAAAGAUCGCCAUGAGUCGUUUUUAGCUUUCCUGACUGCUUUUUGUAUCUUUUCAUAAUAUCUUUAUAUGGCUGCCAGAUUUUGGUUAUAAAACUCUCAUUGAAAGCUUAGUUGUGUUCUCAAAUUCUUGAGUACACUAUUCCACCAAGGAAGAGACUUUCUCUUUUUUAGAACUGUUGGCGGAGUGGAUUUAUUGAAAGUUGUGGUUAAGAUUUUUUCCAACUUCUCUAGUUCUGAAUCUAGUUCCUGAGGACUACUAAUACUCGUAUUACCUCCCUUUUCAAGGCAUUUUGUUGCUAUACUGGUAAAUUUUUCCCACGCUGUUCUUCCAGGGUUACGAUAUAUGAGAGGAGCACUGUACUUCUCGCGGAUGCUGAACACUGAGGGAUGCAUCACACUCUAUUAGGACAUCUUCCUUCUUGAUUUUCUCUACUAGUCUGGUGAGCUGGCCGGGGGUAUGUCCUCGACAUGUGCUAAGUAGGCCGAAACCAAGAAGAAGGGCUUUUUCUUCUGUUCCACGUUUACGACUGUGAUGUCUGCUGUGCUGUAAUUAGGACAAAGAAAUGCAUUUAUAUUUCUAUUGAUAAGAAUGCAUGCCCUAGGUUUACCUUUGUUCCGGAUGUAAAAAAGAUUUUAGUUGCUGCUGUUUAGUUCUUUAAUGGUGUCUUCAUUGACCCAGGGCUCCUGUAUUAUGCUGAUGUCGAUGCCCCUUCGUUCAUGAGGGUUGUCAGAUUCGCUGUAGCACUCUUCGAAAGAAAUCAAAACAAAGAAAGUUGUUGAAGCCGUGCUAUAUUUUUUUAUAAAGGUGAAAUACUAUUGUUUUUGCUCAAAAGUGAUGCAUCCAAUAAUUUUUUUAUAUUCGUCUUCGGAAUCUGAGGAAGAAAACGUGCAGCAAUAAGGAACCGAAUGCGAGACAAAAGCAAUCCCUUGGCAUUGCCGGAGGCAGCCUUCAGGAAACGGUUCAGACUCUCUAAAAGUGCAUUUAACUACGUAUUGGCUGUACUCAAAUUUGAAGGGCAUUUGUCAACCGCAGUGGCACCAAUGAUUCAACUGGGAGCGACUUUGUCCCUUUUGGCCAGUGGUGGCUACCAGCACUUGGUGGGAAAUGACUUUUUGAUAGGAAUAUGUCAAAGCACUAUUUGCAAAAUAAUAAAAAAUGUAAUCAGCGAAAUGGAAACAAAGUUGUGCCCCCAAUUUAUUAAAUUCGUGCCCGACAAUCUUUCGGAAUGCACGAAAUCGUUUGUUGAAAAAUACAAAAUUCCUGGAGUUACUGGAUGUAUUGAUGGCACGCACUUUGGGCUGCAAAAACCAACAGUAAAUGAGCACAUGUUCUUCAACAGUAAAGGAUACCAUAGCCUCAACUCAAUGAUAAUAUGUUACCAUGAAUACCGCAUUUUGGCCAUUGACUAUAAGUAUGGUGGAGCCGCACACGAUUCAUUUGUGUGGAAGCAUUCGGCACAACGAAAGUUUUUGGAGGAGCAAUUUAACCAAAAUUACUUCAAAAAUGUUUAG
Molecule: messenger RNA, 3745 nt
Organism: Bactrocera dorsalis (oriental fruit fly)
Lineage: Eukaryota; Metazoa; Arthropoda; Insecta; Diptera; Tephritidae
Product: putative nuclease HARBI1
Exons: 4
Coding region: 3140-3745 (201 amino acids)
Source: RefSeq, a predicted model, not a curated record